Messenger RNA from Dreissena polymorpha, 1598 nucleotides. Its product is annotated as inhibitor of growth protein 3-like. Gene Ontology annotation, biological process: regulation of DNA-templated transcription. Gene Ontology annotation, cellular component: NuA4 histone acetyltransferase complex. The record is from RefSeq and is a predicted model, not a curated record. The transcript has 12 exons. Lineage: Eukaryota; Metazoa; Mollusca; Bivalvia; Myida; Dreissenidae. The coding region runs from base 137 to 1402 and encodes 421 amino acids.
UGUUUCAAUUCUUUCCGCUAGUAUAAUUUGCAAUUUAAAUUCGCGACGUCUAAACCUCGGAAGAAAACCUUGUCAGAAAAACAACUAUAAAUCAUAAAUACUGUGCCGAGAUUCUAUUAAAUAUCAUACAAACAAGAUGUUAUACUUAGAGGACUACCUUGAAAUGAUCGAAAAUCUCCCAAUGGAGAUGAGGGAGCGGCUGACAGAAAUGAGAGAGAUGGAUCUCCAAGUGCAAAAUGCACUAGAUGGCCUGGAUGAGAGAGUGUCCUCAUUUUUCAAGAAGUGCAACCAGCCCAAUGUUAAAUCAGACUGGCGAGAAGAACAAUUUGGAAAAAUUAAAAAAGAUUAUUACAAAACAUUAGAGGAUGCAGAUGAAAAAGUACAGUUAGCAAACCACGUUUAUGAUUUAGUAGACAGACACCUGCGGAAACUUGACCAGGAGUUGUCUAAGUUCAAAAUGGAGUUGGAGGCAGAUAAUGCUGGCAUUACAGAGGUUCUGGAGAAAAGAUCACUAGAAAUGGACAAGCCACCUGCCCAGAAUCACAGGGUAGAAAAAAGGAAACUUCCUAUGUCCGUUCCCCCUGUACAACAAGAGAAGAGACUCACCACAGAAAAAGUCCUGUCCUCACUCGCCAAUGAAAUCGCUCGAGACUCGUUUGGACCGGUCCGAAAAUCUCAGUCAGCCUCCAGUUCGCCAAAUUUGGCCAUGUUUAAUUCCGUAACCCCUACCUCAAAUCUGGCGUACAAAGUUGGUGUUUCAGCCCAUCUAGGCACAGGUAGCAAUGCAGCCAUCCAGGCUGCUGCCUCUCAAGCUAUAGCAGCGACGCAGCAAGUGAUGCAGUCUCAGGGCAGACGUACACCAAGCAUGAAGGCGAGCUACGUCGCCAUGACGAAGGGCGCCAGCAGCACGGACCUCAGUAGCAAGGACUACAUCAAGCAGGACUUCAUGUACACGUCCCAGCCCUCCACCCCCUCUGUGUCCGCCCAGGACAGCGCCCAGGGACGCUCUCAGAGGCAGAAGAAGUACGGGCAUACCUCCAAGGCAGCUGCACUCCUACAGGCACAACAGACUCAGCAUUCAAAACAAAAUGUGACUGUGAUGUCGGCACUGUCCCAGCAGCUGACAGCUGUUGACACAACACCGACGCCGGCAGUAGAGCCGACCAACGAGCUGCAGAUUGUUGAUGAGAACGGGGAGACAGUAAACUGGCAAGACGACCCCAAUGAACCCCGAUACUGCCUGUGCAAUCAGGUGUCUUAUGGCGAAAUGGUCGGAUGUGAUAAUGAUGAUUGCCCGAUAGAGUGGUUCCACUACGGGUGUGUGGGUCUGAGCCAGGCGCCCAAGGGCAAGUGGUACUGUCCCCAGUGCACCGCUGCCAUGAAGAGACGUGGGCGCAGAUAGCAGGCAGUACCUCACUCCGCUACACACCACUCGUAUUGACAUUUGACAUUCUGAAUUGGAAAUAUUAAUAAUAAUAAUAAAUUGCCUUGUAUUUUUUGUUAGCUAUGUAACUUCUCAUGGGAAAAUGGUAACAAAACAACAUGUUAUAUACUGAUCGAGACAUGAGCAAUUUUGAUAAUAAAAUAUAUAUACUUUU